CCCGCCCCGGCGCGCGCCCUGCCUCGUGCCCACCCCGGGGUGGCUGCUGCGUCCUACGCUGUCUCUUCCACAGCUUGCCUUCCUCCGAGCCAGAGCCCGGGCCGGAGCCUGAGCGGCAGCCGGCCCGAGGAGGGGCUCCAGAGCCUCGGCGGCGGGCGGGCGAUGCUGCAGCUGCCUGAUCAACCAUGGAGGCCGAAGCAGGCGGCCUGGAGGAGCUGACGGACGAGGAGAUGGCGGCGCUGGGUAAGGAGGAGCUGGUGCGGCGCCUGCGGCGGGAGGAGGCGGCGCGCCUGGCAGCGUUGGUGCAGCGCGGCCGCCUGAUGCAGGAGGUGAAUCGGCAGCUGCAGGGUCACCUGGGCGAGAUCCGUGAGCUCAAACAGCUCAACCGGCGCCUGCAGGCGGAGAACCGGGAGCUGCGCGAUCUCUGCUGCUUCCUGGACUCGGAGCGCCAGCGGGGACGUCGUGCCGCGCGCCAGUGGCAGCUCUUCGGGACCCAAGCAUCCCGGGCGGUGCGCGAGGACCUGGGUGGAUGUUGGCAGAAGCUAGCCGAGCUGGAAGGCCGCCAGGAGGAGCUGCUGCGGGAAAACCUGGCGCUUAAGGAGCUUUGCCUGGCACUGGGCGAAGAGUGGGGCCCCCGGGGUGGCCCUGGUGGCGCAGUGGGCUCCGGCGCCGGGCCCACACCCGAGCUCGCCCUGCCCCCGUGCGGACCCCGUGACUUAGGCGAUGGAAGUUCCAGCACUGGCAGUGUGGGCAGCCCAGAUCAGUUGCCUCUAGCCUGCUCCCCCGAUGACUGAGGGCGCCGCAUUUUCCACGCCAACGCCUGCCCGAGUUGCUCCGUGAGCGCGGAGACUGCUGUGGACCUCUAGACCUGGUCGCUGCUUCAGCUGAGCACCAGGGCGCUGUCAUGGACUGAAAAAGCCCUGGCACUGAGGAAGGCCCCUUGCUCUUGCUGGCAGAGCAGUAGGGGAUGGAGGCUGAAGUGGAGGGACUUGCUGGGUGGUUGGGUGGGGACUAAUAAACUGGAAGGAAGCAGAGCCCGAA
Messenger RNA from Onychomys torridus (southern grasshopper mouse), 1041 nucleotides. RefSeq names its product coiled-coil domain containing 85B (gene Ccdc85b). The record is from RefSeq and is a predicted model, not a curated record. The transcript has a single exon. Bases 186 to 794 code for a protein of 202 amino acids. Lineage: Eukaryota; Metazoa; Chordata; Mammalia; Rodentia; Cricetidae. Gene Ontology annotation, cellular component: nucleus. Gene Ontology annotation, biological process: negative regulation of DNA-templated transcription.